CUACCCCGCUCAGUGGGAGAACUCACACCCCUGGAGCAGGCACAGAGAGCAGGGCUGGAGGCGGCUGCCGGUUUCCCUGUCCCUUCCUUCCCCAGACGAGCACUGUACCUGCAGGAUCUAGCAGCAGCCUCCUUUCGCCAGCUGGCAGCCAGCCCUUUGCAUUCAGGCAGCUGCUAGCACCAGGGAAAUCACCAUGAACUCUCUCUUCAGGAAAAGAAACAAAGGGAAAUACAGCCCCACGGUGCAGAAGAAGAGCAUCUCCAGCAAGGAGCUGUCCGAGCUCAUCGCGGAAAAAACCAUCGUGGAAGCCGAUACCCGGAUGCAGACUGACUUACACAAACUCAAGGCCGGCCAGCCUGCUCAAUACAAGGACUACACAGCCAGUAAACUCACCGAGUCGGAUAAACUCCUCUACGUUCUGGAUGGGGACGCAGCAAUUGCCCGGCACAUGAAACACCCACAGGGGGACAUGAUCACAGAAGACAUCCGGCAGCUGAAGGAGCGCGUGGCCAACCUGUGUGCCAAACGCGACCAGAUCUACAACUUCACGCCGCAGGAGGUGGAGCCGCAGGUCAACUGGUCCGCCGUGAUCGACGAGAAACAGGAAAUGCUCAACAGCCAGGGCUUCGGAACCGACCUGCCUCUAGUCAACAACCAGGUGGAAGAGCACAACAUCUUCCACAAUGAGGUGAUGGCCAUCGGGCCCCACCUCAGCAAGGAGCGGGACAAGGAAUACAUGAGCAGCCUCCAGCUGAAGUACCAGAAGCUGCUGUCGGGGUCCCAGCAGCGGCAGCACGAUCUGAACUCGCUGCAGGAUUACAUGCAGCGCUGCACCAACAAGCUCUACUGGCUGGGGCCAGAGGGGCCAGGGAAACAAGAUUACGACUGGAGCGACCGCAACCUGGACUACCCCAGCCGGCGCCGCCAGUACGAGAACUUCAUCAGCCGCAAGCUGGAAGAGAAAGAGGAGACUGUCAACAAGUUGCACGUGGAGGGAGACCAGCUCCUGGCCCAAAACCACCCCGGGAAGAACCCCAUUGAGGCUCACAUGGAGGCUGUCCAUGCCGACUGGAAGGAGUAUCUCAACUUACUGAUCUGUGAGGAGAGCCAUCUGAAAUUCAUGGAGGACUAUCACAAGUUCCAGAAGGACGCUGCGGAUGCCCAGGAGCUGUUGAAGAAGGUGGACACCGACCUGGACCAGAAAUACAGCCCUGACUUCAAGGACAGAUACCAGCUGGAGUCGCUUCUUAGGGAGCUGGACGACCAGGAGAAGGCCUUGGACAAGUACGAGGCAGUGGUGACGUCCCUGCAGAAGCACAGCCAGCAGGUGCUGCCUCUGAAGUACCGCUGGAAGAGCCCACUCAAGCCCAUCCCCGUGGAGGCGCUCUGUGACUACGAAGGCGAGGAGGGCCAGGUUACCCGUGGAGCCCGAUACACCCUGACUAACAACAACAGUGACAUCUGGGAUGUAACGGACAAUUCCGGAAACGAGAGCCGCGUCCCCGGGGUGUGCUUCAUGAUUCCCCCCCCAGCCCCCGAAGCGCUAGCGCUCACUGACAGCAUUGCCAGCCAGUACCAGAGCAUCAAGCAGAAGACAGCCAGCAGCAAGGCGGCGCUGCAGCAACGCUGGGAAGGGCUGAAGGCGGAUGGCAUUGGAGAUGCUGCCUCUGUACAGGUGCGCCAGUUGCUAGCAGGGCUGGAGAAAGUGAACAGCGACCUGGACAAGCAGGAGAAGGCGAUAACGGCAAACUUACGCCCCCCGCUGGAGCAGAGCCGGGCAGCGCAGGACAGUGCCGAGCGCUCAAAGGAACUUAAGAAUAUCUCCAACGAGCUCCGCUGCAUCGAGCCGGAGAAAGCCAAGAUCAUCCAGGAGUGUGAGGCCUUUAUUGAUGCCAUGCCCAGCGCUGGCAGUGCCACCUUGGUGAGGAACAAGGUAGAGGACACGAACAAGAAGUACGACCACGUGGUCCAGCUGCUCGGUGCUGCCCGGGAAAAGGUGGAGGUGGCCACUCGCCUUGAGAAGAGCCUUCAGCAAGGCCGAGACCUGCUGUCUGCAUAUGAAAACAAACUGGUGUUAGAGGAUACUGUGCCGGAGGACCUGCAGGCCCUAGAUCAUAAGAAAGAGGAGCUCUUGGCCACGGGCGCGGAGCUGCAGGCCAAGAGGUCUCUGCUCAAUGAGGCAGAGCAGAAUUUGCAACAAGCAAAGACGUGUUCCAGCUCCCUGGCCAGCCGCUUUCAGGAGCACUGCCCCGACAUCGAGCGCCAGGAAGCCGAGCUCCACAAACUCAGCCAGCGCUUCAACAACCUCAGCAGGACCGCACACCGGAGACACAGGUCGCAGACCCUGCAGAAAGCAAAAUCAUCCUAUUCCACCUACCGCGCCGGCUACAACGAAGUCAACCAGUUCCUUUGUAACGUGCCGAACUAUGAGCCGCAGGAGACGGACAACAUCCAACAAGUGGAAACGAAGCUCAACCACCAAACGACGCUGCUGGGUGAUAUUGCAAGAAAGGAGCAGGAGGUACAGAAGGUCUCGGCUGAUGCCCAGCAGUACCAGCAGGCGGUGAAGGACUAUGAACUGGAAGCAGAGAAGCUACGCUCUAUUCUCGACCUGGAAAACGGACGGAACGGCUACACGAGCAAGAGGCCCAGACUCCAGUCUCCAGCAGCUAAAGUGAAAGAAGAGGAAGCAAUUCUGGCUGCGAAAUUCACUGAAGUUAGUGCUGUCAAUAAACAGAGACUGCAGAACCUGGAAUUUGCGCAGAAUCUCCUGAAGCAGCAGCCAGAGGUACAAGUGAUGCAGGAGUCUAUCCAGACUAGUAAGCCUGAGAGGCCACAGGAGGAAGCCUGGAAAAUAAAGAAAGAGCUGGAUGAUGAGAGUCAACGUCGACAGCAGCUAGAGGGAGAGAUCAAAACCAUCCAGAAUGACAUCCUCCACCUGCAGAAGCAGAAGCCCCAGGAGACUGUGCUGAAGAAGGAAGUGCUGAAGAAAGUGCCUGACCCUCAGCUGGAUGAGAGCUUCCACAAAAUGCAGCAAAACCUGACGGAAGAGCAACGCAAAAACCAGGUGCUACAGGAUGAGCUGGAGGCCCUAAAAUUGAAGCUGCAAGCCUUAGAGCAUGAGAAGAGGGAAGGGGGCCGGGAGUAUAGGGUGAAGGAGGUCCUGCGUAUCGAGCAGGACAAGGCACAAGCAGAGGAGAUCCUGAAGUUGAAAGAAGAACUGGAGGACCUCAGGAGGCAGGAAGGAGCCCGAGAAAGCGAGGUCACCCUCCUGCGCCACCAAAUCACCGUGCUGUCUGAGGAGAAGAACAAAGAGCAGGAGAAGGUUACUGAGAAGGAAGUGGUGAAGCUACAGAAUGACCCCCAGCUGGAGACAGAAUUCCGGGUGCUACAGGAGAACAAGGAAAGGGAGAGCUAUCAAAGGCAGAAGCAAGAAGAGGAGCUCAGCUUUCUGCAGGACAAGAUGAAACGAUUGGAGAGGGAGCGGGCCAUUGCAGAGGGCAAGAUCACAGUCAAGGAGGUUCUGAAGGUGGAGAAAGAUCUGGCAACAGAAAGGGAGGUGAACGAGCUCCGACGCCAGUAUGAAGACGAGAAGUCCAAGAGCCGGUCCAAUGAGAGGGAGAAGGCUGAGCUGCUCAGAAAGAUCCAGGUCCUGGAGGAGGAAAAUGCUAAGGUGGUCAUUCAGGAAAAAGUACGUGAGAUAGUGCGUCCAGAUCCUAAGGCUGAAAAUGAAGUAGCCAACCUUCGCAUGGAGCUGGUGGAGCAGGAGAGGCGGUAUCGAGGUGGGGAAGAGGAGCUGAAGAGCUUCCAGAAUGAGCUGGCUUACCUGAAGAACAGAAGCGGCCAGGUGGAGGUGAAAGAAAUUAUCAAGGAGGUCAUUAAGUACAAGACCGAUCCUGAGACUGAGAAGGAAUUGCAGAGACUCCGGGAAGAAAUUGUAGACAAGACUCGAGCGAUUGAAAGAGCUGAUGUGGAGAUCUACCAGCUGAAGCAAGAGAUUCAGACCUUGAAAGACACCAAGCCUCAAGUCCAGAUGAAGGAAGUCGUCCAAGAGGUACUACAAUACCGGGAAGACCCCAAGACCAAGGAAGAAGUGGAGUCCCUGAGAGCUCAGCUUGCAGAGGAACAAAAGAAGCACGUUGACUUGGAGAGGGAGAGGCUGCUCCAAGAGGAGAAGAUCAGACAGAAAGAGGAGGAACUCUCACAAGUGAAGGAGAAAGUGGUCCAGCAGGAAGUGGUAAAGUUUGAGCAAGAUCCCACCUUGAAAGCAGAGAUCAAUUCCUUCUCUGAGAGUAUUGAGAGUGAGCUGAAGCAGAUGGACUCCCUGCGAGAAGAGCUGCGCAAGCUGCAACGGAGGAGAUCUGAGCUGGAGCGCCAGCUGGAGGAACUUGAGAAAGAGAGGCAGGCCCGCAGAGAGGCUGAACUUGAGGUGCAGAGGCUGAAGGUCAGGCUGAAUGAGCUGGAACAGCAAGAGAGGGAGACAACGGAGAGAGUGACUGUGAAACAGAAAGUAAUCCUCCAGCAAGACCCGCAGCAAGAGAAAGAACACUCCCUCCUUAAGCUAGAGCUGGAGGAAGAGAAGCACCGAAGGCAAGUCCUGCAGGCUGAGCUGGAAGCUCUGAGGAAGAAGCUCCUCACACUGGAAAAGAUGGAGGUCAAGGAGAAAGUAGUCUUUUCAGAGAGCAUCCAAGUGGAUAAAGGGGACACCGAAUAUGAGAUUCAAAAGCUGAAGAGCAACCUGGAGGAGGAGAGCCGGCGUAAAAGGGAGCUAGAUGCAGACAUCGACCGCCUUGAGGCCAGGCUGUCUGAGGUGGAGUUCAACAAUUCCAAGUCCUCCAAGGAGCUAGAUUUCUUGAGGGAGGAAAACCACAAACUCCACCUAGAAAAGCAGAAUCUUCUGCUGGAAACAAGGAGGCUGCAGUCGGAGAUUGAGCUCACAGCAACGGAAGCUCGGGAUUUACGAAACAUAACCCAGGUUGACAGCAGGGUGAAUCUUGACACCAGAUUCCAGACCUUGGAGCGAGAGCUGGAAGAUCUGAAGACAUUAUCUAGAGAAAAAGAUGCAGAGAUUGAGCAACUUCAGAACCGCCUCAAGACAGUGGCCAUCAAGAGAGAGCAGAGAGAGAACCACUUGCGGCGCUCCAUUGUGGUCAUAGACCCCGACACCGGCAACGAGAUGUCUCCAGAGGAAGCUCAUAAAUACGGCCUCAUUGAAUGGAGCUUGUUUCUCAAAUUGAAGAACCAGGAAUGUGACUGGGAAGAGAUCUCAAUAAAGGGGCCUAAUGGGGAGUCCUCUGUGAUCCUAGACAGAAAGUCUGGCAAAGAAUUUUCCAUCGAGGAUGCCUUAAAGAGUGGAAAAUUAACCAUGGCUCAGUAUGAUCGUUACCUCAACAAGGAGAUAUCCAUCCAGGAGCUGGCGGUACUGGUAUCUGGACAGAAGUAAUUACAGUGUUCCCUCCACUCUAUAUCGAAACUCCUUACAGCAGCUUGCUCAGAGCUGUGCCACUUGUUACAAUUCCAGAUCGCUGCAAAUCCUUUGUGUCUUCCAAAAUGCUAUAGCCUUUGCCUGGUCCAACAUGAGGCUGCUAUGAAGCCAGGCUGCUUGCUGCAUCCAUUCCAUAAGAGCACUGUCACGGCAGAGGUGGAAAACGCAUUUGUCAGCAUUGCAUGAACUUUUCUUCCACACGACACUCUUACCUGGAUACUCAAACAGAAACACAAACAAAAUGAUCUUCACGUCUGAAGCUGCUGAUUAACACGUGCUCUCAAAUUCAGCACAUCUCAGCACAUUCUUUUUUGUUUUUCUGUCAAAUCUGCACUUCUCUCUCGAGGAUACCGCAUAGUCAGGUAAAAAGCUGUACAAAGAGCACACUGGAAAGAGACAAAAGGUCAAUACCACCCCAACAGCAGAGGGAGCCUAGUAAGCCACCCACAUGUAUGAAAAUCUAGAGAAACACUUUCAUUGUAUACAGUGGAAUGAAUGAUGGUAUCUUCCCCUGAGAACGGCAGCUAAGUGCGCAAAAAGUGAAAUUUACACUUUUAUUCAUAGUCCUGAUACUAAGAUCUCAUCAAAGGUUGCAGACAUACUUCCUUCACCUCAGUGCCUCUAAUGCCAAAGGGGAGGGGGAACAAAAAGAAUUAUAAUUAGAUACAGUAAAUCCUAGAUAUAAAGGAGGUAUUUUCAUAGGACAUCACCAGAAAUAUGUAGAGAUAUCAAUAUUAUGUAGUAAAGCAUGCUCCUGUUACCUAAUGCAGAGGUGCCUUCUCAAUGGCCAUGCUUACCUCAUGGUUAAAAGCCACUCAUACUGAUAUUUUAUUGACUAAAGUUACGUUCAGCUACAUGUAUCAUUUAUUUGUUAAGGGAAAUGGGAAAGGUGGGGAAAUUCUAUUUAUAGUACAAAAUAAAAAUGCGGUGGUUUACAUCAGGAGUUUAUUUUUCCUUUUUAAAACGAUGCCUUCCUUUUGAUUGAGUGCCUUAAAGGAAUCCAAAGUUUCAGAAUCAAAGAUUCACCCAGCACUGAGCUUUGGACUUUCUG
Pelodiscus sinensis (Chinese soft-shelled turtle) is the source of this 6536-nucleotide messenger RNA. The record is from RefSeq and is a predicted model, not a curated record. Lineage: Eukaryota; Metazoa; Chordata; Testudines; Trionychidae.